Molecule: messenger RNA, 2840 nt
Organism: Poeciliopsis prolifica (blackstripe livebearer)
Lineage: Eukaryota; Metazoa; Chordata; Actinopteri; Cyprinodontiformes; Poeciliidae
Gene: vps33a
Product: VPS33A core subunit of CORVET and HOPS complexes
Exons: 13
Coding region: 759-2561 (600 amino acids)
Biological process (GO): vesicle-mediated transport; intracellular protein transport
Cellular component (GO): lysosome; CORVET complex
Source: RefSeq, a predicted model, not a curated record
AUUUUCAAAUGUCCUGAAAUGUUUCUGGUUGCUUUAUUAGCUCGCAAGCCAUAUUUAUGCUCACACAAGUUGGGUGUAAAGUCAUUUUACUCCAACAAUAUAGAAUCAUAAAGAAACCUUAAAUGCGAAGGAUUCACAACCCGGUCACAUUUAACAGCGGUCACACUGCGCCAUCUAACGUUCCUGUUGUUUAUUACACCGCAAAGUGAUCAGAUUUGUGAUUCAAGCUGUUUCCAAACAGCACAUUCAACCACGUCGCAAUGCAAUUUGGCGUGGCGCUGAACGAAUACUUUUUCCACUUGAAACAACUUGGUCCGACAGAACAAGAGCCUUUUUUCAAAGGCUGUCGUCUGUGCCACACCCACAACAAAAGCCCAAAGACCACUGAUGGAGCAAGAUAACUCCGCCACCGCGCUUUCUUGUUGGAGAUACUUAAUAAAUUCAAGUGAAGCUGCAUCGGUAGUACAGCGACAGAGUUGUAAAAAAGAACGGGGUUGUUUAUCGUUAUCCACUGUCACACAAAUAUGCAGCAUGAAGCUAAUAAAGUUGACUUAUCCUUAAUUAAGCUACAGUAGAACGCCUACGAAAUUUAAACUAUUUAACGUUUAUAUUAUUAUUAUUGUUGUUGUAAUAUUAAUACGUACAUGCGUAUUUUUGUCUACUGUUUGAAAUGUGCGCGAACCAUCUUGUUAUCGUAAAGCGUUUUGUCACGUGACUUCUCUGGUGUCACCUGACUUCAUGUUGCCGUUGAAGGCAAAAUGGCGGCCCAUCUUUCAUACGGCAGAGUUAAUUUAAACAUUUUGAGAGAAGCGGCACGAAAAGAGCUUCGAGAGUUUUUGGACAAGUGUGCAGGAAGUAAGGCCAUAGUUUGGGAUGAGUAUCUGACGGGGCCUUUUGGUCUGAUAGCUCAGUAUUCUCUUCUGAAGGAACAUGAAGUGGAAAAGAUGUUCACCCUGAAGAGCGGCAGACUCCCCUCUGCUGACGUCAAAAACAUCAUCUUCUUUAUCCGUCCCAGGCUGGAGCUUAUGGACAUCAUUGCUGACAAUAUAUUUAGUGAAGAUAAGCUCCAUCCGGCACGAGACUUCCACAUCCUGUUCGUGCCUCGGCGGAGCAUGCUGUGUGAACAGCGGCUGAAGGAGCAGGGAGUGCUUGGCUCCUUUGUCAACAUUGAUGAGUAUAUCCUGGACCUGAUUCCUUUUGAUGGUGACCUGCUUUCCAUGGAGUAUGAAAGCGCUUUUAGGGAGUGCUAUCUGGAAAAUGACCAGACGAGUUUGUACCACACAGCCAAAGGCCUCAUGACCUUACAGGCGCUCUAUGGGACCAUCCCUCAGAUAUUUGGGAAAGGAGACUGUGCACGUCAUGUUGCCAACAUGAUGUUGCGGAUGAAGAGGGAGUUUGCUGGCACUCAGAAUCAGAUUCUACCGGUGUUUGAUACUCUUCUUCUCCUGGACCGAAACGUUGACCUCUUGACCCCCCUCGCUACACAGCUCACCUAUGAGGGACUUAUUGAUGAGAUCUAUGGAAUAAAUAAUGGAUAUGUCAAGCUCCCUCCAGAGAAGUUUGCACAGAAAAAGCAAGGUGAAGGUAGCAAAGAUUUGCCUACAGAGCCCAAGAAGUUACAGCUGAACUCUGCAGAGGAACUGUACGCGGAAAUCCGCGACAAAAACUUCAAUGCUGUUGGCGCGGCGCUCAGCAAAAAGGCCAAAAUUAUAUCUGCAGCCUUCGAGGAGCGCCAUAAUGCUAAAACAGUGGGCGAGAUAAAGCAGUUUGUGUCUCAACUGCCUCACAUGCAGGCAGCUCGAAGCUCGCUGGCCAACCACACGUCUGUUGCUGAGCUGAUUAAAGAUAUAACCACAUCUGAGGCCUUUUUUGAUAACCUAACAGUGGAGCAGGAGUUUAUGACGGGCGUCGACACAGACAAGGUGAACACAUACAUAGAAGACUGCAUCGCCCAGAAGGAUCCACUAAUCAAGAUUCUGCGCCUGGUGUCCAUGCAGUCAGUGUGCAACAAUGGCCUCAAGCCGAAGGUGCUGGAUUACUACAAGAGGGAGAUACUUCAGACUUAUGGCUAUGAACACAUACUAACGCUGAACAACCUGGAGAAGGCGGGUCUUCUGAAGUCACAGACAGGCUCCAGAAAUAACUACCCCACUAUUAGAAAAACCCUCAAGCUGUGGAUGGAGGACGCCAACGAGCAGAACCCAAACGACAUCUCGUAUGUGUACAGCGGCUACGCGCCGCUCAGCAUCCGGCUCACUCAGGUGCUGGCGAGGCCGGGCUGGCGCAGCAUCGAAGAGGUGCUAAAGAUGCUGCCGGGCCCACACUUCGAGGAGAGACAACAGCUCCCAUCUGGACUUCAUAAGAAACGCCAACAGGGGGAAAACCGAACCACGCUGGUUUUCUUCCUCGGCGGGGUGACGUACGCAGAAAUAGCCGCUCUGCGUUUCCUCUCUCAGAUGGAAGACAGCGGCAUGGAGUACAUCAUAGCCACUACAAAACUCAUCAACGGCACCACUUGGAUCAAAUCCCUCAUGGACAGACCAGAAUCUCAGAUUCCCUGAGCCUCCUACACUACCGCUGUUUUGUGGCAGGUCGCCACAAAACAGCCCCUCUCCCACACCCAUGAGUAGCGGGUGUCAUGUGUGAAUACUUUUGGCAUCAAGCGCAAUUUACAUCUGUCUACAAUAAGUUUGCUUGCUGAUGGCAACUGGACAACAGAGAUAAACCUGGAUUUAUACUGUUACAUGACUGCUUAGCUGAAGAUAUGCUAUAUAUAUGUUUGUAUGCCUUGUAAAGAAUCAAACAUGUGAAUAAAGACUCACUUUGAUUUGCUUCGAAAA